This is a messenger RNA of Mesorhabditis belari, 786 nucleotides long. Lineage: Eukaryota; Metazoa; Nematoda; Chromadorea; Rhabditida; Rhabditidae. The record is from the annotation of a GenBank genome assembly.
AUGUCCCGUAUUGUCCUCAAUGCUUUGUUGCUGGCCGUUUGCCUCAACGGACACAUGGGAUCGGCCACUUCCCCAGCUGCCACCCUUCUCCCACUCGUCAAGAUCACUAAAGUUGUCACAAAUCAAAAGCUGGCCUUGGCCUAUCUACCGGAGAUCAUCUUUCUCGGAUUGGAUAGACCGAUGAUACCGAAGAUGAUUGUGAAAACCCUUAACGUAACCACCACCACCGUUGAUCCGGCCACCACUGGUCCUUCAACCGUUGCACCCGUCACAGAGGGAAUGUCCCGUAUUGUCCUCAGUGCUUUGCUGCUGGCCGUUUCCGUCAACGGACACAUGGGAUCGGCCACUUCCCCAGCUGCCACCCUUCUCCCACUCGUCAAGGAAUACCAAAGGCUGAUCUAUGAUGGCGAUUAUGAGGGACUCCACGAGUUGUACCAUCCUCACGCCGUUUUGGUUGCCUCUAAUGAGAACAAAGUUUUGUAUAAACCCAAGGAGAUCUUCAAGCACAUCCGUGAAUCCCGCAAGAAGAUUCACAACGCUCGCUCGGAAUUGGCGAAGGAGACCUACUCCGGUGAUGGCGGAGUGCUCAUCUACGAGAAUCGAUACUUGAUCAAUGACAAUGGAAAAGAUCUCUAUGGUCCAUACCGUGCCAUCUGGAUUAAAUACCAUGGACGAUAUGUGAUCUACCAUGAGGAAUAUGAUCAACGAGUCAACAAGAAAGAGCUGAAUGACGAUGAGACUAAAAAAGAUGAUGGAACUGAUUCCGAUGGUGAGGAUGAUCGUCAA